UGACAAAUUCAGUCAAGAAUUUAAAGUCUCAAUGGGUGAUGCUGCUUCUAGAGAUGAGGAGCUAAUGGGUCGGGUUAUGAAUAUGGAGAAUGAAUUUCGGGAAUUUAGAGACGAAAUUGGUACUGCAGUGAAGUCAAUUAUAGAGGCAGUGAAUGCAACUACAGGUGACUCGUUGUCAAGUGAGCAGCCUACUGAAUUGAAAAAGAACGAUCAGAAGGAUGUGGCUGAUAAUGUGAAAGCUUCUGCAGUUGUUUUGUUGUCAAUGGAGCAGCUUAUCAGAGGGGAAAAGGGCAAUCAGAAGGGUGAGGUUGAAAAACCAAGUGAACCCAUUUAUCCUACCUCCCAAUGUGUCAAGACUCAAGGGUUAGGUGUUAAGAUUUGGGGAGAGGCUGAGGGGGAAAUUGGAGAUGACAGCUGUUCUGAAUCUCCUUAUGUCAAAGUUGUGAAAAAGUCUCCUUGCAAGCAGGCGAAAGUGUCUAAAGUUGAGAAAUUCAUACUUUUGAGUAAUGAAAGUGUUGCUGCUAAUGAUGGUUGGCCCAAGACUGUGAAGGGGCGAAAGGGAGGUGGACUACGUAGUGUAUCUAAAUUGAAGCGU
Linum tenue is the source of this 595-nucleotide messenger RNA. Lineage: Eukaryota; Viridiplantae; Streptophyta; Magnoliopsida; Malpighiales; Linaceae. The record is from the annotation of a GenBank genome assembly.